AUGCCUGUCUGGCAGCCUCCUACGCCCGCUCCUCGGGAAGAUCUAAGGCCUAAGGCCCAGGCCUACCUGCCCACGGGUCUAACCAUCUGGAGAAAGAAAGUCGGUCAGAAGGAAGAUACUGGCUCCGGGAUCCAAAAGGAGCUGACAGCCUCACCCCACGAUGGGCAGUCGGCAGUGGGCAAGUGGGCAGCCUGGAAAAUGGCGGGGGAAAAGAUGGGGGAUUCUCCGAUUGCAAUCCUGAGUCCUCUCAGUCUCAUGAUCAGCAUCCGACCCAGCAUCCGACCCAGUAUCCGAUCUCCAGUCUCCAGUCUCGAUGAUCUGGGGUUCUGGGAUGCUGGGGAAGUCUUGACGGAACGGAUUUUAGAUUUCCCAGCACUCAAGCUUGUCAACAGCCCGCCCUUGUCCCCUUUCUUGUCCCCCAAUCUUUCUCGCCGGGCUCUGAUGGACGACAAAGAGAUACGAGAGGCGCCGGUGGGCGUGGAGCACGCCAACGUGGACGUGACUGAGACGGAGCUGCACGAGUUCAAGAACGCCGAAGGAUACGUGAUCGAUGCCAGCGACGCCGAGCACGCCAACCUCCGACGCGCACGCGACGGCCAUACCAUCCUUCUGCCGCAGCCGUCGGCAGACCCCCGGGAUCCACUCAACUGGAGCGGGCUGAAGAAACAUGUCAUCCUCAUCAUCAUCUCCAUGACGGCCCUCCUGCCCGACUACGGCAGUGCCACGGGCGCGGUCACGCUGCUCCCGCAGGCGGCGGAGUGGGACAUGACGCCCGACCACGUCAACCACUCGCAGGUCGGCAACGUCUUCAUGCUCGGGGCGGGCGGCGUGGUCGUGGUGGCCCUGUCGGCCUACUUCGGCCGGCUCCCCGUGCUGUUCUACUUCCUCAUCCUGGCCACCGCGACCGCCAUCUGGUGCGCCGCGGCCCAGACGUUCGAGUCGUUCAUGGCGGCGCGCAUUCUGAACGGCUUCUUCAGCACCGUCGCCCAGGGCGGAGGCCUGAUGUUCAUCUUCGACCUGUUCUUCUUCCACGAAAGAGCGAGGAAGAUCAACAUCUGGGCCGCCUUCAUCAUCCUGUCGCCGUACUUCGGCCCCCUGUUCGCCGCCUUCAUCAUCAGCACCCAAUCGUGGCAGGUCCCUUUCUGGGUUUACGUGGCAGAGACCGCUCUGUGCCUCGUGCUCACCAUUCUUUUCGUCGAAGAAACCUAUUACGACCGACGCAUUCCGGCCUCGUCGCAGCCUCCGCGCGGCAGCCGAGUGUUGCGCCUGGUAGGCGUCUCGCAGUACCGAUCGCGGCACCUGCGCAACACUCUGGGCCAGGCGGUGAUGCGGCCGGUCAAAGUGAUUCUGAAGCCGACCGUGUUUCUGUCGUGUCUCUACUACCUGCUGACGUUUGCGUGGGUGGUGGGGAUCAACACGACGCUGUCCAUCUUCCUGACGCCGCUGUACGACUUCGGCCCCAAGCAGAUUGGCUAUUUCUACUUCACCCCGAUCGUGGCCGCGCUGCUGGGCGAGAUGACGGGCCACUGGCUGCACGACUUCCUGGCCACGAGCUACAUCCACCGCCACGACGGCCACUUUGAGCCCGAGGUGCGGCUGCGCGCCAUCUGGAUCUCGACGCCCUUCAUGCUCGCCGGCCUGGUCGGGCUGGGAUUCGCCCUCGAACAAGGCUACCACUACAUGGUCACCUCGCUGUUCUGGGGCCUGUACGUCUUCGGCAUCAUGAUCACCACCGUCGGCCUCAACGCCUACAAUCUCGACAGUUACCCAGAGGCGUCUGGCGAGACCGCCGCCUGGGUCAACAUGGCCCGCACCUCUGGUGGCUUCAUCAUCUCCUACUUCCAAGUCACCUGGGCCCGCGCCCAAGGCACCAAAGUCAGCUUUGGCAUCCAGGCCGCCAUCUGUGCCGCCGCCUUUCUGUUGAUUGUUCUGCUGCAGAUCUUUGGCAAGACGCUCAGGGUGAAGAGCGGUGCCUUGCACUUUGCCACUGCAUAG
Capronia epimyces CBS 606.96 is the source of this 1995-nucleotide messenger RNA. RefSeq lists its product as uncharacterized. Gene Ontology annotation, molecular function: transmembrane transporter activity. The coding region runs from base 1 to 1995 and encodes 664 amino acids. The record is from RefSeq and is a predicted model, not a curated record. NCBI's taxonomy places the organism in Eukaryota, Fungi, Ascomycota, Eurotiomycetes, Chaetothyriales, Herpotrichiellaceae. The transcript has 3 exons. Gene Ontology annotation, biological process: transmembrane transport.